Messenger RNA from Anguilla anguilla (European eel), 1319 nucleotides. RefSeq names its product D-amino-acid oxidase-like. Gene Ontology annotation, molecular function: D-amino-acid oxidase activity; FAD binding. The transcript has 11 exons. The record is from RefSeq and is a predicted model, not a curated record. NCBI's taxonomy places the organism in Eukaryota, Metazoa, Chordata, Actinopteri, Anguilliformes, Anguillidae. The coding region runs from base 263 to 1300 and encodes 345 amino acids.
UUUAUUUUUAUAAAGCGUUCAGUCGGAUCGUGCUAACCAGUUAUGUAACGUGUGGCCCAUUAAAUUGCGGUAGUUUUCGAUAAUUAUUACACAAGGCAAGGCCGUUCUCUGGUCUGCUAGUAGGCUACUUACAGGCGAUACACUGAAGUUACAGUUCGCUAGAGGUUAACGCAAGCUGUGCACAUUGAACUCAGUGACUCUUGAACGUCGUUUGAAAGUGCAGCUGUAUGUUCAGAAACGCUUGGGGACUAAUUUAGAGACGAUGCGUGUUGCAGUCAUCGGAGCCGGGGUCAUCGGCCUCUCCACGGCGCAGUGCAUCUACGAGCGCUACCAUUCGCUGGUGAAGCCGCUGACCAUCGAGGUGUACGCCGACCGUUUCACGCCCCUCACCACCAGCGACGGAGCGGCGGGCUUCUGGCAGCCGUACCUCCACGACAAGGGAAAAGCCCUGGAGACCAAAUGGAAUAAGGAGACAUUUGACUACCUGCUGAGCUUCCUCUCCUCUCCCGACUCCAUCAAAAUGGGAAUUUUUCUCCAGUCGGGCUACAACCUGUGUACUGAGCCCGCCCCGGAUCCUUCGUUUAAGGACAUUGUGCUAGGUUUCAGGAAGCUGACCCCACGUGAACUGGAGUUGUUUCCAGGAUACAGCUAUGGAUGGUUCAACACGGCUCUCAUGGUUGAGGGAAAGACCUACCUACCGUGGCUCAUGGAUUGGUUAAAGGAGCGAGGCGUGAAGUUCUAUCAAAGGAAGGUAGAGUCUUUCAAAGAGCUGGCUGAAUCAGGACCGGACGUCAUCAUAAACUGCACAGGGGUGAGAUCGGGGGACCUCCAGCCCGAUCCAGACCUCCAGCCGGGACGUGGGCAGAUCAUAAAGGUGGACGCGCCCUGGCUGAAGCACUUCGUUCUCACGCACGACUUCAAAACCGGCGUCUACAACUCGCCCUACAUCAUACCCGGGAGUCGUUUGGUCACAGUAGGUGGAAUAUUUCAGCUGGGGAACUGGAGUGAAAUGAACAACUCAACUGACCACAAGAAAAUCUGGGACGAAGUUUGCAGUUUAGAGCCUAGUCUCAAGCACGCCAGAGUGGUGGAGGACUGGUCAGGACUGAGGCCCGUACGCAGCAAAGUGCGCCUGGAGAGGGAGACCUUGGCCUUCGGACCGUCCACCUGUGAGGUGAUCCACAACUACGGCCACGGGGGCUUCGGGCUGACCAUCCACCGGGGGUGCGCCCUGGAGGCCGCCCGGCUCUUCGGCGAGAUCCUGGAGAAGAAGGGCGCGACCGUGCGGUCCCGCCUGUGAAGGCCCGGGGGGGGCGGGG